CAUAUCCUGUUGCUUGAGUAUUAACGAUUUUAAAAUGUUGCGUUGCCUGUUUCGACAAGCAAACUUGUGAUGAUAGUGUUAACAUUACUAGUAACUAAUUAUCUGUUAUAAUGUGAUGCUGAUGUUACCACAACAGAAAGAAAACAUUCGUUCUCCUUUUCAAGUCAAGGAACCUCCUUGCCUGAAGCCAUGCACAAAUCACUUGUUGUUUGACCAGUGUCCUGCAGGAAAUGCAAGUCAUAAGCGACCUCUAGUGGUUUCUCUCCUCUAUGCAGCUUCAUUGUUGUUCUGGGCACGAGAGUGUGCUGUGGUCUCGCGAGAGUUAAUCAACUGACUCUCAACAUCUGUGAAGUAUUGAGAUAUUCAUAAAUUCUGUCGCUGUUGCGUCAUGUAAAUACUCUUUCUUAUAAAACUGUGAUUGAUUCUAAAGGUUUAUACUAGAAAAAAGUGUAUAUUUACUAAGCAACUAAGUGAGAGUGAUGUCCUGGGCACGAGAUCACCAGGCCAAAGGUCACGUCAGAAAAACAAGUGAGGUGGCAGAAGUAGUUUGGAAGAAGGAAACGAUUUAACUUGUUGACGAAGCUAGGAUCAGAGUUCAGUUUGCAGUGAUGUAAUCUCGUGGAAGGUUUGCCAUCGCAUUUGCCGGCAAACUUUCAGUACAGUGGUGUGAUUUCUGUUCGUUCUCAGUGUAGGGCAACAGCCGCGGCGAGUGGAGAGGAGGCGGGGGUAAUUUUUGGCAACAGACCUCGGAACAUUCCAGAGAAGCCAUCAGGAAGUGGGGCAGCGAUCUUACCUGAAGGCUGUCCCCGUAAACUUUGUCCCCGUUCGUCUUCAUGGUAAGAUAACGGUACGUCAAAGGAGGGACGUCAAGACAGCGGGAAACCAGCACAUCUGGUUCUAAAGGUAGUCUAAGUCGUAGGAUAGAAGGAGCCAAAGAUUGAGCCCACCGGGAUCAGUCUGUCCUGAGAGAGCCCCCGUGGCAUAUUUACACCGAUCAUGGAAACGUUCUCAGCCAGACUUGUGUUUGUACUGCUGAUAGUCGCUACUGUUGGCUGUCAAGCCGAAAUUCACAGGGCGAAGGCACAGAGACCACAGCGAGCUCCUCCUGAGUCCACCAGGCAAGACUUGUCGGGCAGUGGGGAUGAAGCAAAACCAGAGAACGUCUGGCUGUAUUCCUUCCUGGGGUCUGUAGCAGUAGGAAUGUGUGGUGUCUUCCCAUUACUGGUCAUCCCGCUAGAAGCUGGUCCGGCGCUAAGGAAAGGAGCUCACGCUGGCAGGUUGAAGUUGAUGCUGAGUUUUGCGGUGGGGGCCCUGCUCGGAGACGUGUUCCUUCAUCUGCUGCCAGAGGCAUGGGUGCACAGGGGGGAUCCAGGGGAGGAGAAACAUGGACACAACUGGGUGGGGUUGUGGACGAUCGCUGGCAUCAUGUCCUUCCUCAUCAUGGAGAAAACCUUCACAAACACAGCAGGGGAAGACAAGGCUGACUCAGAGGAGACGUCUGAAGACCACAGGCACACAUCCCACCAGGAAAAUGGCAGUUUGCCACCUUACCAAGAUGUCAGUCAAAUCAGGAGGCGGAGUCUCCACGACAAAGACAGCAGUGGGGAUAAAAAUGGAGAGGUUUUUAAAAAUGGUGCCAUAACAUCAUCUAGUCCAGCAGCCAAUGGGAAACUAAAGCAGGAGAAUGGACCAGUGAAUCAGAGUGAGAAUAGCAGAAAUGAUAGAGACAGUGACAAUCAACCCAGUCAGCACAUCCAGAUAUCAGGUUACCUCAACCUGCUGGCCAACUGUAUAGACAACUUCACCCACGGGCUGGCUGUGGGAGGGAGCUUUCUUGUCAGUACAAAGGUUGGUGUGCUGACGACGCUGGCCAUUCUGCUCCAUGAGAUCCCACAUGAGAUCGGUGACUUCGCCAUCCUGAUGCGCGCUGGCUUCUCGAGAUGGCGGGCAGCCAAGGCACAGAUUAUCACAGCGUCUGGCGGCAUGUUUGGGACAGCGACGGCACUGUUGGCAGAGUCAGCUGAAGGAGCGGGAGACAGCACGGCCUGGAUCCUGCCCUUCACCUCGGGCGGGUUCAUCUACGUUGCCUUGGUUACGGUGGUGCCCGACCUGCUGGAGGAAACGUCAGGCUGGGAGUCCGUCAAACAGGUGGCGAUGAUGAUAGCAGGCAUCACCACCAUGGGCCUGGUGUCCUGCAUCGCAUGAUACAAACAGAACAAUCAGUAGUUGCUUUGUUCAUGCUUCUCAAUGGGCAUUUUAAAAGAGGUUUUAAUCCUGUAGUAGCUUAUAUGGAAACUGAUAGAAGACUUACAAUCUGAGCUUGACGCGCGACCUUUUUUCACAUUGUCAAAGGUGACAUAAUGUGAAGGACCUUGUCUUUAGGGGGAAAUAAAACAUAAGAUAACUUUACAAUUUCCAUAAAUUGCCAAAGAGGAAGACAGGAAUUUGUAUCAUUGAUCUUUCAAUGUCUAACUAUAAAGGCCAUGAUGUGCCAUAAGUGAAAAGUCAGGAAACAGUGAUUUUACAAACUCAGCAUCAGCAGAACACGUUUUUGCUGACAGCAGUAGAAAGUUGCACACACACGUGUACAAGAAUAUGCUUCGUGUGUUCAGGAUUUCAAGCCAUGUCUAAGAUGUCACGCUAUUUUUGUCACCACAAUGUGUGGAGAACAUCUGCAGUGGUAUGUUUCUGCAAUGCAGAUUUUUAGAACUGGUGCAAAGCUCCAUGGUUCACUAGCUCUAGAUGUAUGUUACGGUAGGAUCAGCAUAUUUGGUAGUUCUGGGAACAGUAUGUAGCUCUGGGGUGGGAGCAGCUUUUGUGGAAAUAGGCAAGCCAAGCUGCUGUGGUCUUCUCAAACUAAAGUGCAAUUAUACUCUCCAAAAAGACUAUUAUAUAUUUUGCUUACUGUGAUAAACUUGUAGUGCACUUAGGAUGGAUACUUCAGGCUGCCUCAAACUUGUUCCUGAUGCGGAAGAGUUCAGUGUGCAUCGGUCAUGUUUGCAAGAGGUGGGGCUAUCUCUCUGGUGUCUAUCACAUAUUACAUGCCUGGCUGUUACAUUAGUAUCUGAUGAUCACAAAUGAGAAAUAAACACAACUCUUCUUUUGAAUUGAUUAAGCUAUUUAACUGCAAGAUAUGUAAAUUAAAGCUAUUUUAACAGUAUGGGUAUGUUUUUGUAUGUUUGUGAUUUAGAGGAAGAAGGACCUAUAGAGGAAGGGUGAUUUCCAUGUUAUUAAUCAUGCUGGUGUUUUUUGUGUCCUAGCUUGCUUUUUUUUAAUCUGUGAUGGGAACACAAUGAUAAGGUGCUUAGACCAUACUAAAUUUAGUAAUGUCCAACUACUAUUCUAUUGUAUGAUAUUUAAUGCUUCCAAUAUUUUGGGUUUCAUAGGGAUGUGUUUGGAAAGGAUGCAGUAAAGAAUGCCAGACAUGAAAUUUGUACCAAUAUAGCUGUAACUAAGUUGAUGGUAUUGUGCUCAUUAAUUUGUUACUCAUAGGACAAUCUGAUAUUUUUUUUGUUGACAUUUAAAAAGACUCAAAACUGAUUGUAUGCAAAUGCAGUAAGCUAACAAGAGGGGGUGUAUAUUUUUGCUAGACUCAACUGAAAAUUAACAUCACUUAUUGUGACAGGAAACGAAAUGUCAUACAUCAUGUAGUUUACUAAUAUCUGGUAAACUGGUAACCUUGUACCAUAAGCUGGUAGACGGAAAAUGGGGCAUAUGAUGAGAAGGUCACCUUUUAAAGAAUUCUGCAGGUGCUGCGGAGCUUCCAACUUGUGUGCUCCACACUGACAGCUUUUAUCUGGUAUCAGGUCUGUACAUGUGCAGUUAAAACAGUCCACUGAGGCAUUCACAGAUCUAUUUUUCCUCUGGGUUGUAAUAAUAAGACUGAGAAAUAAAUUAAUGCUAUUUAAUCAAUAAGUGUCAGUGGGUGCUUCUUGUAUCUUGUUCCUUUCAUAUUAUGUAAUGUUAUCUUAUGUAAGGUAUCUUGGACAAUAAGAGAUUUGCCAUUACAUGAUGCUGUCAGUGUCGCACAUUGAUGUAGUGUAGGAGUAUACACAUGUAAACUGUUGCAAACUUACGGUCUCACGACAUCUAGCAUGUAUUGAUGGUACUGCAGCAUGUUUACAUUGCAAGCUUAACUCGGUUUCUGCUCACAAAUAUCCAACCAAAAACACUGAUUUAAAUUAAGGCAAAGGCAUGGAAAUAAAAUCUUGAUCACAACUAGCCCAGAUUCUUACAUUUGCGUUGUGUGGUCGAUUUGAAGUCGCCAGGGGAACUGUUUGAUGGGCCAUUUACCAGGCUAUCAACUAGACCUAGUACACACAAAAAACACUCAGACGCAUGAAAACCCACCAACAUUGGGAUAACUUAAUCAUAUUGGUUACAUCAAUACAUUGAAAAUGUUAAUUCCUUUUCAUAUUGGCCAUGAACAAUAUGUACAUUUCUUGGAAAUAAUAAAAGCAAAGCUAUACUUAAAUAGUAAAUGUUACGUGACAUCUGAGACUGGCAAACGAUAUGCAAAAAAAAUGUGAUCUUCACUUUUCUUAGAUUUAAAGCCUUUAAACUUAAUGUUAAACUAAUAUAAAUGUGUUACUAAACAUGUCAGCUUAUGCCAAAGUUUUUCAACUUUUACACUAAAUUGCAUCAUUAAUAAAUUGAAUCCACAAAAACAGCAGCAUUCCAUGUUUCAAUAUAGAUCAAGCACCCAACUCCACAAAAUAUUAAUGAUUUCAUGAUCAGAGGCAAGAUGAAAAAAA
This is a messenger RNA of Branchiostoma floridae (Florida lancelet), 4754 nucleotides long. Its product is annotated as zinc transporter ZIP13-like. The record is from RefSeq and is a predicted model, not a curated record. NCBI's taxonomy places the organism in Eukaryota, Metazoa, Chordata, Leptocardii, Amphioxiformes, Branchiostomatidae. Gene Ontology annotation, biological process: zinc ion transmembrane transport; intracellular zinc ion homeostasis. Gene Ontology annotation, cellular component: membrane. The transcript is spliced from 7 exons. Gene Ontology annotation, molecular function: zinc ion transmembrane transporter activity. Bases 997 to 2205 code for a protein of 402 amino acids.